AUGAUGUGCCUCUUUUUGUGUUUUUGGAAAACCGACCGACGUCUUCAGAGAUGGCCGUGCGCGGGAUCAGACCUCUAUGGCGAAAAGCAAUGUUAUGGUAAAAGCCAAAGAGUGACUUCUAUCUACUUGAAAGUGUAUUUGACCUAUUACAUGCAUGUUCAUGGCCUUAAUUUGUUGGAUUACGAUACCCUACCAACUUCGGUUUUCGUUCUUCCCCUUGAAAAUGAUUCAAGAAACUACACAUUUGCUCUAAAUCUACCGUCUAAUUCCGAAGAUAUUUACUUUCGUCUUUCUGGUCCUGCCGAUUACUCUUGGGUUGCCGUCGGAACCGGAUCUGAAAUGAAAGAUUCUCUGAUGUUUCUCCUUUAUGCGGAUGCUGAAGGAACGGGUACUACACUCAGUCCUAGGCUGUGUACCGACGAAACCGAGCCCGUCUACUCGUCGUCUCUCGAAGUGGAAACAUUGCCUGGAACUGGAUUGUCAGGUAACAACAUGGUCGUCAACGCUCGCUGCUCAAACUGUCGUACAUGGAAAACCGGAUCUUUAGACGUGAAUAACACCGCGCUCCCAUGGAUUUAUGCUCUUGGGCCAACCGUUGGAGCGACGGCAAAACUUCGGAGUGAUUCACUAUCCGCUAAUCUUGAACGGCAUUCAUUUUAUGGGCAAUUUUUCAUGAAUAUGAUCCAGGCAACUGGUGGCGAGAAUGGCAGUAUCAUCUCGACACUAGCUCUCACAGCAUCGACCGGCACUGGGAAAGACGGAAGUCCCACAAAUGAUAGCAAUUGGCCGACAAUAAUCCAUGCUAUUGCCUUAUGCACAACAUUCGUCCUUUUAAUGCCCGCUGGAGUUGUACAAUUGCGUGUUCUACCGGCGAGCGUACGUUGGCACUGGGUGAAUCAAUCUUUAGCGACAAUUUUAGCAGGCAUUGGCGGCGUCAUUGGUCUGUGGCUUAGCACUAUGUUCAACAAAUCAAAGCACUACAACUCAGCCCAUCAGGUGCUAGGGCUAAUUUGCAUUAUUGCAGUGCUUUUCCAAUGGGGGUUUGGAUUCUGGCAUCAUUUUCAAUACAAACGUACUGGAAAAUCUACUCGAUAUGGUGUUAUUCAUCGAUACUUAGGUCGCGUUGUUAUGGUUCUGGCAAUAGUUGUUGGGGGUAUAGGCUUGACAUGGUGUUAUGCGUCUAUAGGUGUGGUGGUUUCCUAUGCGGUUAUCGUUGUGGUCAUAUCUGGCAUUGUCGUCGGAUCUGUCAUGUGGAAGAAAUAUGCUUCUUCGCAACAUGGUCGAAAGAAUAGAUCGGGUGAAGAAGCAGCAUUCACACCCGACAGACGGAUGUACUCUCGUCAAGUCGACUCCGAAACCCCCUUGUACAACUAUCCUACACAACAUGGUAUCGGAGGAUAA
Molecule: messenger RNA, 1401 nt
Organism: Talaromyces proteolyticus
Lineage: Eukaryota; Fungi; Ascomycota; Eurotiomycetes; Eurotiales; Trichocomaceae
Exons: 4
Coding region: 1-1401 (466 amino acids)
Source: RefSeq, a predicted model, not a curated record